AUGCUAUAUUUUGGGUUACUGUUAUCUAAAAAUGUCUGUAAAUUGAAUCUAAAGACGAGCUUUAAAAAUGCUGCCAUUUUCCCUGCCAAAUUUCGGCGCCGGAGCCGGAGGACGGAUCAUAUCUACAAGAAAGGCUUCAAUUUCUGCCAUCUUGACUUCAAACUUCCGGGAAAGGGCCUAAUUUUUCCAAUUUAUUUUGUAGAAGGUUGUCCUGUUGAAAGUUGUGGUCCCUUACGUUAUUGUAUAAAUAACGGCACGUUCUCGUGUUUAUGUGAAUGGGGAUACACAGAUAUUGGACAGACAUGCACAGAUAUCGAUGAAUGUUUAUCAUCCCGGCCAUGCAAUUUAAAUGUAAGUUCAUGCGAAAACACAGUUGGCUCGUACAAAUGUUCGUGUAAAAAAGGAUACAGUUUGCUCUCGGAUGGAAAGACAUGUGUGACAGUUCAUAAUGAAAAUAAUAUCUUCACAAUACGCUCUGGUUUUGGUUACGCCUACGUCCAUCUUUCUAGCGUCAAUAACUCGGCUGAAUGGCUUGGAAUAUCUUACACAUCCCCUCCUGCUCAAUUUCGUUUCAUAAAUCAGAACGUGAUACAGGAAAUAGGCACAGAGAAAUGUAUCACAGCAAGGGCUGACAUGUUCAUGGAUCUUACCUUUAUCUGCGAUGGACCCUUCGCUCUCAGGUGGCAUUACGAACCCUUUUUUGAAUCUUUGAUUUUGCUGUAUUUGAAAACAAAGUUCUGCUUCGUCGCGUAUAGAACAUCGGCGCCUCCUAAAGUCAGACCAGGUUUGACUUCCUGCAGCCUUUAUAGUGACACUGUUGUUUUGGAAAGCUUGAGUUUACAGCUUAUAUAAUUUAAUAAUUAUCACACCCUGCAUCCUGGUGCCCGACCACGUGUUUUUCAUGUUACCAAAAUUUGGUUUUCGAACGUAAUGAAUGUUAUUGUGCAACUUUAUUUUGGCACGAGAGUAUCGGAAUUCACCUCAUGUAAGAAUACCUAUAAAGAAAUGUAGAACAAUCACAAGAUAAAUCAUAUUUGUUUUGAUGGGAAUUUUUUCACAUUGGGGCCGAUUUAGCAACAAGUUAUAGUUAUCAUCCUUCCGCUUUUCCGGCACAGCAUAGCCUAGCUCACCGCGAGUGUCAUAAAACAGUUUUUAGAACAAAAAAUAAAUAUAAUGAAUGUGAGAAACGAAGAGGCAUAUAUGUAUGUCCUCAUCACUGUCUUGGAUUUUUUGAGUGAAUAAAAAAGUAGUUUAUUUCUCAAGACUUUAAACUAUUGCUAUCUUUUAAUGUGGUGUUUAACUUCGAGAGGUUUAGGAACUGUGGGCCUUUUUCAAAUAUCUUGCUUCCCAUUUGUUGUUUAGAUGCACGCCUCAAUAUCUAUUGUUGUUAUCAUAAUAUCAUUAUCUAUAGUUCGGCCGAGAGCAAGAAGUUUGAAAAAGGCGUUAUUAAGAUACAAAAUGCGUAUAAAAUUACUUGCAACAAAGUCGUUGUAAAUUUGUUGCCAAUUGCUCUGGAGCAACAAAAUUUGCACUAAAGUAGAGGGAAGUGCCAUUUGAAAUGUCGUGAAAAAUCGUUUAG
Dendronephthya gigantea is the source of this 1579-nucleotide messenger RNA. RefSeq lists its product as uncharacterized. Lineage: Eukaryota; Metazoa; Cnidaria; Anthozoa; Malacalcyonacea; Nephtheidae. The transcript is spliced from 3 exons. The coding region runs from base 1 to 852 and encodes 283 amino acids. Gene Ontology annotation, molecular function: calcium ion binding. The record is from RefSeq and is a predicted model, not a curated record.